CGUGACGUCACGCACGUACCUGAGUUUCGGUGAGGAGAGUAGCGGGGAAGGGCCGAGCCGGAGCGAACAACAACAGCUCUUCCAAAUCCUCCAACAAUCAUUUGUUGUUAUUCGCACCUGUCUUAGUCCCAGCUAACAUCAGCGAUAUUUUCUUUGACUGAAUAUUGGGUAGUUUGGAGAUUUCCAGCUGUGUUUCCAGCUGCGGCUUAGCAGGCCGAAGAGAGGCUUCUCCCACUUCCUGGUUCAGCGACAGGACUCCCGGGAGUCAUCGGCCGUGUGACACCCGCCGGUUUGUGUCUUGUCCGCCGGGAUGGCGGUGACCCCUCGGCGGGUCCGCCUGAAGCCCUGGCUGGUCGCUCAGGUGGACAGCGCGCGAUACCCGGGCCUGGUGUGGAUUGACCGCGAGGCCAUGCGCUUCAGGAUCCCGUGGAAACACGCCACACGGCACACACCCCAGCACGAGGACGAGGACACCAUAUUUAAGGCGUGGGCCGUGGAGACCGGGAAGUUCCAAGAGGGAGUCGAUGAACCUGAUCCUGCAAAGUGGAAAGCUCAGCUUCGAUGUGCCCUGAACAAAAGCAGAGAAUUCAACCUGGUCUUCGAUGGCACCAAAGAGAUUCCCAUGAAUCCUUUGAAGAUAUAUGAUGUCUGCGACAUCCCAAUGCCCUCCAUUAACCAAUCCUCCUCAGAGGCUGGUUCUUGGACUCCACAUGAGGAGGAUGGUGUUGAGGAGGAUAUUCCAGAUACCCCAGAAUCUCUCCCUCCAUACCCAUCCAACGGCACCAGUCCCUCCCCUCGAAUUAUGUGGUCUCCAAGCUCUGAGUCGCAGCCUUCCAGUUGUCCCCCUUCAAAUGAGCUCUGGCCCAAAGAGGAGUCUGUCGAAGUUUGGCCCAAAGAGGAGCCUGCAGAUGUGGAGAUGCACCCAGCGGUGCCUCCUGCACCGCUGCCCGAUCACUCGAUGCCGCAGCAUCCUUUAACUGACACUUUCUUUGCCUCUCCAGAGAUGUGGAUCAGUUCCCUCCCGAUGACCGACCUGGAGGUGCAGUUCCAUUACAGAGGGAAGGAGAUGUGUCCCACAGCGACAGUCAGCAAUCCGCAGGGCUGCAGGCUGUUCUACGGGGACCUGGGCCCCAUGGUCAACCAGGAGGAGUUGUUUGGGCCGGUGAACCUGGAGCAGCUACGCUUUCCGUCCACGGAGCACAUCACCAACGACAAGCAGAGGGUUUUCACUAACCGCCUGCUGGACGUGAUGGACAGAGGCCUCAUCCUGGAGGUCAGCGGUCAUGAUAUCUAUGCAGUGCGCCUGUGCCAGUGCAAGGUGUACUGGUCCGGUCCCUGCGCACCAAACCCAGCGGCUCCGAAUCUUAUUGAGCGCCAGAGGAAGAUUAAACUCUUCUGCCUGGAGUCUUUUCUCAGUGGAGUAAUAUCCCACCAGCGUGGCCAGACGCCAAGCCCUCCACACUUUGAAAUUAACCUGUGUUUUGGAGAGGAGUGGCCUGAUGGGAGACCCAUAGAGAGGAAACUUAUCAUGGUUCAGAUCAUUCCUGUGGUAGCUCGCAUGAUAAGCGAAAUGUUCUCUGGAGACAACACGCGGUCCUUUGACAGUGGCAGCGUUCGCCUGCAGAUCUCCAUUCCAGACAUCAAAGACAACAUCGUUACCCACCUGAAGCAGCUAUACUGCCUGCUGCAGACCCACCAGGGCCAGGACGGCUGGGCACUGCCCCCCGGUCCAGGAUUGAACAUCGUCCAGGCGCUGCAGGCACAAUGAACUAACAUAUUACGUGGCGAACUAAUAUAUAACACGAACAUCACCGUAGGAUACACAAUGCUAGUGGGAGUUACCCACCACUAGCUAAGAAGUACAUGCGUGUGAUCGUGUUUAGAAGUGUGUGUACUUUAGGAGUCUUAUGCUUUUCACUAGUAAUGUUCUAUGACGAGGCUUUUCUGUAUAUAAAGUAAUGCCCUCAAUCUUGCAUCACUAUGGCUUGUGUGUGUGUGUGCCGGUACCGAUAGACGGAUGUGGCGACUGCAUUGGCCAAAGUCCUAACUCGCUGACAUGGAACACUUUGCAUAGUUAAUAAGUUACAGGAAUCUCACGGUGCCUUAUUUGACCAUAACUGGUCAGUGAUUACCAAGCUUUCCUCGAGUGAAGAUACCGUGCAUAAUACCUUUUUUAUCUUGAGACCUGUCUGGUUGUCUGGCCUGCAGUUUUGUCUUCAGUGUAUUUUUUUUCAUUAAUUUGUUUUAGGUUGUUUUUGAUUUGUUGUUGUUUUUACUUCAUUUAUUAUUACCAGGAAAUCAUUUGACUUAACAGCAUUCAACUACUCUAUUAUCUGGUUUAAUAUAGAUGUCACUGCUAAAUCAUGUUUUAAAUUUAGCAGAAUUAAUCGGUUGUAUGAUUUAUAUUGUCAAUAAAUUAAAAAAAAAAGCACAAAUAACAUGGAUGUUAAGGAAUUGCAUUUUGGGCAUGGUGACCUAAAGGAGGGAAAUAUAUCAGCUUUGUGCUUUGCCUUCCUGUACAAACUGUUUACUUUGUGCUCCAGCUGAAGCACA
Messenger RNA from Pungitius pungitius (ninespine stickleback), 2553 nucleotides. RefSeq names its product interferon regulatory factor 6 (gene irf6). The transcript has 8 exons. The coding region runs from base 311 to 1768 and encodes 485 amino acids. Gene Ontology annotation, molecular function: DNA-binding transcription factor activity, RNA polymerase II-specific; protein binding; RNA polymerase II cis-regulatory region sequence-specific DNA binding. The record is from RefSeq and is a predicted model, not a curated record. NCBI's taxonomy places the organism in Eukaryota, Metazoa, Chordata, Actinopteri, Perciformes, Gasterosteidae. Gene Ontology annotation, cellular component: nucleus. Gene Ontology annotation, biological process: immune system process; regulation of transcription by RNA polymerase II.